GCGCUCCCCGCGCGCCGCCGGAAGUGCCCGCCUCCCACCGCCAUUGGCCGCGCUGCCCGGAAGCGCCGGGAGUCCCGUGUCCCGGCGCCGCACCAUGGGCGGCCGCUGAGCCCCGCCGCCACCGAAAAAUGAGUGGUGGAUUGGCACCAAGCAAAAGCACCGUGUAUGUAUCCAAUUUGCCCUUUGCUUUGACAAACAACGAUUUGUACAGGAUAUUUUCAAAGUAUGGGAAAGUUGUCAAAGUUACUAUUAUGAAAGACAAAGACACCAGGAAGAGCAAAGGGGUUGCCUUUAUUUUGUUUUUGGAUAAAGAAUCUGCACAAAACUGUUCUCGGGCACUUAAUAACAAACAGUUGUUUGGAAGAGUAAUAAAAGCAAGUAUUGCCAUUGAUAACGGAAGAGCAGCAGAAUUCAUUCGCAGACGUAACUACUUCGAUAAGUCCAAGUGUUACGAAUGUGGGGAAGCAGGACACUUAAGUUAUGCUUGUCCCAAAAAUAUGCUAGGGGAGCGGGAGCCACCAAAAAAAAAAGAAAAGAAGAAGAGAAAGAAAAUAGUUGAGCCAGAGGAAAUUGAGGAGGAAGACGAAAGCGAAGAGGAAGGAGAAGAUCCUGCUCUAGAUAGCCUCAGCCAAGCCAUAGCUUUUCAGCAAGCCAAAAUUGAGGAAGAGCAACAAAGAUGGACGCAGACUGCAGGGGAAUCUUCAAUUUCAGAUGAUUCAAAACGUCCACGGAUUAAGAAAAGUGCUUAUUUCAGUGAUGAGGAAGAACUCAGUGAUUGAAAUAAUACUGUUUUAUAUGCAUGUAAUAUAUAUACUGUACAUUUUGUAAAGUGCUACAGAGUUAUCUGUAAUACAGGUUUGUCUUGGUGUUGAAGACACUUACUGAAUAUCAUGUUGUAGUUGUUCCUUGAACCUCCAGAGUUUUGAUACCUCUCUCUCUCAAAACUUCACCCUUCAAAGCAGCUUCUUAAGAUAACAAUCUAUUUCUACACUUAAAUUCAGAAAAACAUUGAGGAGAAUGCUUCUUGCAGUUAGUAUCCAGACCUAAACCCUGGGAAUGAAUUUUUUUCUAGGAGAAUUCCCUGAGCUAUUUUUUCUAGAAGUUCCUCUUAUCAUUACUGUUAGCACCACUGAUACUUUAUGUUUUGGUCUGUUUAUUGCUUGUUUGGAAGCAGUGCUUUAGUAGUAACUCAGUAGUGUAUGAACCUUGCACUAGUUCCUCUGCAUAGGGUUGAAUUUCAGCCUUGGUCAUUGUACCAGUCUUUUAACUUUCCAUGCAGUUAUAUAAUAAAUUUAUAAGUCAUAUAA
Molecule: messenger RNA, 1307 nt
Organism: Cuculus canorus (common cuckoo)
Lineage: Eukaryota; Metazoa; Chordata; Aves; Cuculiformes; Cuculidae
Gene: ZCRB1
Product: zinc finger CCHC-type and RNA binding motif containing 1
Exons: 8
Coding region: 129-779 (216 amino acids)
Biological process (GO): mRNA splicing, via spliceosome
Cellular component (GO): U12-type spliceosomal complex
Molecular function (GO): RNA binding; zinc ion binding
Source: RefSeq, a predicted model, not a curated record